GUCAACAGUACCAGUCCUGUCAUAGCCCACGAAAGCGUCUUGAAACGCUUCGUGAUGGGAUGCUUCAUUGCCUCGGUAAACGAGGUCAGAGAAAGGCCCCCGGCCAUCCCAUUUUUGACGAACUUGGUGUCUUUGAUGAUGGCCAUGCCAGUCGAAAACAUGCCGAUGUACAGUGCGAAAGCCAUCGAGAGGUGCGCAGCGAGUCGGUAAUGGGAGACACGAGGAACAGCACCGUUUUCGAUGAUGGAGUCUUCGAGCCCAGACUGGACCAUGUACCAUCCGAGAGCGCCUUGAGCGCCGAUGAGCAGGCCGAGGCCACCGAGUUUGAGGGCUAGCGGAGUAGAGAUCUUCUUCGUGGCCUUGAAAUAGAUAAGCGGUCCCACAAAAACGAGGCCUAUAAGGCGCCCGAGAACACGAUGUCCCCAUUCCAUGUAGAAGAUGCGCUUGAAGUCUUCGAGAGAGAUGGAGUGGUUCAACCUAAAGCAGCGGUUAGAACAUCGCAUUCUGAAAGGAGGGCAGGGCAAGCGCACAUCUUGAACUCCGGUGUGGCCUUGUACUUGGUGAAUUCCUCCUCCCACGCUUCCUGCGUCAUGGGAGGAACAACACCUGUGAUGGGUUUCCAUUCCGUGAUACUCAACCCAGAUUCAGUCAAACGAGUGACACCUCCAACGACGACGACGGCCAACACGAGUACGGACGAGACCAUGAGCCAUAUGCCCACGGAGACAGGUGGUGGGGGUGCAGUGCCCGGGGUCGCCGCGUCGAUUGUCGCGUCUGUUACGGUAGAUGUUUUCUGCCCUGGAACGGUCCGUGGAAUACCGUCGUCGGCAGUGAGUUUUGAUGUGUGCUUGGACGCAUCGAGAGUCACCCAUCGACGCACGGGGAGACGAGAGAUCCCCGUUUUAGUUGGUGCGAAGCGCGCAGAGAUGCAUGGGCGCGACGCCGCAGUGAAGGAGGCAGACCGAAAUGGAGAGCAGAACGCAGUUUGUGGGGCACGAGAGCACGCUGAGAGGCUCCUGGAUUGAGUGGCUCUCUUGAGGGCACCCAGCAGCAUGUCGGGAGAGACGAGAGACUGGAAAAAGUCGGGUAGGAUCGAGUGCUCAGUCACGACAAUUCUAGUCUCGUGUAGUCAUCUAUAAUUACGCGCUUUCUUGGCGGCCGGUUGCUCGGCCUUACAGCUGCCUUUCUCAGUAGUUCGGCGGCCGAUGACCAAUUCCCGACUACCCACUUCAGCUCUGCUUUUGCGGUCAUAAUGCUUGCGCUUUCGACGCGUCGAUUAUUCGCGACCUCAUUAUGCCGUGUCCGGGUCUUCUCGACGCCCGCUUCUCCAGUCUCUACAGAAGAUGUCAUCCGCGCCAAGCUGACUGAAAAGUUUUCUCCGUCUCAACUACAGAUUGAAGACGUCUCUGGAGGAUGCGGGACAUUCUUUGCCAUUGUGAUUGCCAGUGACUCGUUCCGGGGGAUGCCCACGGUCAAGCAACACCAGCUAGUAACACGGACCAUCAAGGAGGAGAUAGCUGACAUUCAUGGACUCCAAGUAAGGCACAGAGCCACACUUAUCUGCCGCCUAUGCUCAUGUGACACAGAUAAAAACCUCGCAAUGAUCUUCGUCAGCCCCGAUGACCUGUUGCAUACUACACGGUCUCGAUUUCUGGUCCAGGUCUCGCUUCGCGACGGAGACUGUUAUGGUGCCCCAUCAUUGAAGAACGCACAAGCUUUUCGAUAG
Molecule: messenger RNA, 1726 nt
Organism: Mycena citricolor
Lineage: Eukaryota; Fungi; Basidiomycota; Agaricomycetes; Agaricales; Mycenaceae
Source: the annotation of a GenBank genome assembly